AUGACACAUAAGCAGCGGAGGCUGAUCCUGGCACAGUGGUUGCAGGCUUUGAGGAAGGAGAAGUCCCGCGAUGCAGCGCGCUCGCGGCGCGGGAAGGAGAACUUUGAGUUCUACGAGUUGGCCAAGAUGCUGCCGCUGCCGGGCGCCAUCACCAGCCAGCUGGACAAGGCCUCCAUCAUCCGCCUGACCAUCAGCUACCUGAAGAUGAGGGACUUCGCCAACCAGGGGGACCCGCCGUGGAACCUGCGCAUGGAAGGCCCGCCGCCCAACACCUCAGUCAAAGCUAUUGGAGCUCAGAGGAGGAGGAGUUCCACUGCCGUUGCCUCAGAGAUCUUUGACCCGCACCUCGGAAGCCACAUUCUGCAGUCCCUGGAUGGAUUUGUAUUUGCACUAAACAAAGAGGGGAGAUUUUUGUACAUCUCCGAGACGGUGUCCAUAUACCUGGGCCUCUCACAGGUGGAGUUGACGGGCAGCAGUGUGUUUGACUACGUCCACCCGGGCGACCACGUGGAGAUGGCGGAGCAGCUGGGCAUGAAGCUGCCCCCGGGCCGAGGCCUGCUCUCUCAGGGCACCGCCGAGGACGGCGCCAGCUCCGCCUCCUCCUCCUCCCAGUCCGAGACGCCAGAGCCAGUGGAGUCUACCAGUCCGAGUCUGUUGGCCCCUGAUAACACCCUAGAACGUUCUUUCUUCAUCCGAAUGAAGUCCACCCUGACCAAGAGAGGCGUCCACAUCAAGUCAUCGGGCUAUAAGGUCAUUCACGUCACAGGCAGACUGAGGAUAAGGAUGGCACUGACCCACAGUCGAUCGGUGCCCAAUCAGAUCAUGGGCAUGGUGGUGGUGGCCCACGCCUUGCCCCCUCCCACAAUCAAUGAAGUGCGCAUUGACUGCCAGAUGUUUGUGACGCGGGUCAACAUGGACCUCAACAUCAUAUACUGUGAAAACAGAAUUAGCGACUACAUGGACCUGACGCCAGUGGACAUCGUGGGGAAGAGAUGCUACCACUUCAUCCAUGCCGAGGACGUGGAGGGCAUCCGGCAGUGCCAUCUGGACCUGAUCAACAAAGGCCAGUGUGUGACCAAGUACUACCGCUGGAUCCAGAAGAACAGCGGCUACAUCUGGAUCCAGUCCAGUGCCACCAUCUCCAUCAACGCCAAGAACGCCAACGAGAAGAACAUCAUCUGGGUCAACUACGUGCUCAGCAACCAGGAGUACAAAGACGUGCCCAUGGAUAUCGCACAGCUUCCCAACCUCCCGGAGAAAGCAUCCGAGUCUUCCGAGACCUCCGACUCCGAAUCCGACUUCAAGGAUAACUCUGAGGACAACGAGAACUCCAAGUCGGACGGCAAGGGCAACCAGUCGUCGGAGAACUCCGAGGACCCCGAGCCGGAGAGCAAGAAGCAGCCGCGGCAGCCGUCGCAGGAGAUGCGGCGCCAGGAGGAGGGCGACAGCUCCAGCAACCCGGAGAGCCAGGACAGCGAGGACAGCCUGGAGCCGUCCGACUGCGAGGCCGACAGCAAGGAGGGGCGCCUGGGCCGCCUGGGGGGGCUCCACAUCAAGGUGGAGCACUACGGAGACCCCGAGGCCCUGCAGCUGCACGACUCCAACUCCGACUCCCCGAAGGACUGCGGGAUGGGCGCGGCCACGGAGCUGGCCGGCUCGGCCGCCAGCAAGCACCAGAAGCGCAAGAAGCGGCGGAAAAAGCAGAAGUGGAACGGCGGCGGACGGAGGCAGCGGCCGAGGCUGGCGUCGGACGAGCCGGAGAGCCCGGCAACGGCGGAGGGCGGUGGCGCGUCUCUGGGCGAGCGGCCGCCGCUGCUGCCCCCGCCGUCGCCCACCAAGAUCAAGACGGAGAUGUCGGAGCCCAUCAACUUCGACAACGACAGCAGCAUCUGGAACUACCCGCCCAACCGGGAGAUCUCGCGCAACGAGUCGCCCUACAGCAUGACCAAGCCGCCCGCGCCCGGCGCCAACGAGCCCUUCCCGUCCCCGCAGGGCUCCGCGGGGCUCCAGGUCGCCAUCCCCGACUCGGUGCUCACCCCGCCGGGCACGGACGGCAGCGGCGGCGCCCGCAAACAGGGCUUCAGCGGUGCCAACGGCGGCACCCCCAACUCCACCUCCAGCGUGGGCUCCAACCUGGCGCCGCCGUCCAGCUCCUCGUCCGCCGACCCGCUCUCCCCGCCGCUGUCGGCGUCCCCGCGGGACAAGCAACAUGGCGGCACACCCACCACCUCCUCUUCCUCCUCUUCCUCCUCCUCCUCCUCCUCCUCCGCCUCCGCGGUCGCCGGCAACGGCUCGCUGCUCUACGGCGGCGACCUGGAGGCCCUGCAGCGGCUGCAGGCGGGCAACAUGAUGCUGCCGCUCGUGCACCGCGUCACCGGCACGCUGGCCGCCGCCGCCGCCACCAGCAGCGCGGCCGUCUCCGGGGCGCCGCGCGUCUACACCACCGGCACCAUCCGCUACGCGCCCGCCGACGUCACGCUGGCCAUGCAGGGCGCCAACCUGCUGGCGGCGGCCAACGGGCCCAACGCGGCGGCGGCGGCGGCGCACGCCAUGAACUUCGUGGACGUCAACGGGCCCGGCUUCGCCAUCGACCCCAAGACGCCCAUGGAGAUGCUCUACCACCACGUGCACCGGCUCAACAUGUCGGGCCCGUUCGGCGGCGCCGUCACCGGCGCCAGCCUGUCGCAGAUGCCCGCCGCCAACGUCUUCACCACGGCCGAGGGCCUGUUCUCCACGCUCCCCUUCCCCGUCUACAGCAACGGCAUCCACGCCACACAGACUCUCGACCGCAAGGAGGACUGAGGCCCGCCCCUUUCCGAGACCACCUUACUGUGUUACCGUUACUAUCGACUGUGUUACCAGACUCUUUUUCCAGAGAGAGAGACAAAAAAAACUUUAAAAAAGUCAAAAAUAAAAACACGAACAAAAAAAAAAUAAGAAGACGCAAAACUGUGUUUUGAAGCGGGAGACUGUGAGAACUGUAAAAGAACAUUUGAAAUAAUUUUAGCACUUUGAAUUUCGAGCAAUUGCGCUUGUGGAAUUGAAAUGUAUGGUCCCACUCCACCCUCUCCCUCCUCUCCUCUCUCCUUCUCACUUCACAUCUUUUUCUAUCUUUCUAUCACCCAUCUUUUCUCUCUUUCUAGACCUUCUCUUUCUAUCUCUUUCUUACCUCCCUGAUCUCUAGGUGUCAGUGACAUUUCCUCUGAAUGGACUACGCUGACCCUUCCUUUCUGGCUCCAGAGAACUCUCUGUAGGACUUCUCUGUAGGCAGAAUGAGGUGUACUUUUUAUUUGAGUCGAUUUUGUUGCAUCUCUAUUCGGAUGCCUUGUAUAUUUAAAGGUGACUGAAGUGGAUCAGCAGGAAAAAAAAAGAACACGAAACUGUGAUUGUUUCAGAACCAUAUCUUGAUGUGAUCAAGGUGGAUGAUGAUGACAAAAAGGAUGUUGCCCUAUUUGACCUAGUUGAAGGGGUUUAUGAUUCUUUCUAAGUGAGGGAAUUAGUAUUUUAGAAAUUAAUGUUUUCUUUUCCUUUUUUAUAGUUCUGAUUUAACUUGCAAAUCAUACAUUUACUAAAAAAAAAGCAAUUACAGCCGGGUAUUGACCUGUGAAUAGAAUGUUACUGCAACAACAACAACUACAAACAACAACAACAACAACAACAACAACAACAAUUACAACAAAACAAAUCCCAGGACUUUGGAACAGAUCAGUACAUGAUAUCAUAUCUCUCAGUUCCAUUUCCUCCUUUGCAGAUCCAUGGUGCUACCAUCCAAUGACCCCUCACUCAUCUGACCGGUGUAGGCACUGUUCCAGGGCUAGAGACGUGAAGAGUGUUAGGGAAGGAUUUUCUAGUACAGUCUAAACCUCUUGACCCCCCCGAUAAUUUUUUUGUUUUCAACCCCUGCUACCUACCCCAACAUUAACCCCAUACCCAUUCCAAGUUGAUUGUCGGCUGAGCUCAAUGUUAUCAGGCAUUAGAAAGACUAAAGGAGCAGGUUAGGGUUUUGUUUUUUUGUUUGUGUAACGUUUGAAGUGAAUCACUUUCUCUCUCUCUCAGUCUAACUGAGGCUAAUGAGAAUCAUAGACUUGAAAAUGAAAAAUGAAUGUUAUAUAUAAAUAAGGCUUUUCUCCCCCUUCUGUAAUGAAGAUUCAAGUUACUUUUGCUUUUAAUCAAAGCCUAGCAUCUCUGCCAACGUCCCAACCAAGCCGUCUCCUUCCACUGUACACUCAGACUCUCUGAAAUCACAUAUCAAGGAUGUUGAUACAAGGACAUGCAUUUCAGUCAGAAAUGUAAAAAAAAAUAUCUUUGAUUUUGUUUUUGAAAAAAAUAUAUCACAUUCCUAUUUUUUUCCCACCGUUGCCAAAAAAGAUAUGAUUUUUUUCACAGAUUGGUGUUAAAACACUGUGAUUUUUUGUCGUUUAAGAGAAAAAAAAAAGAAAUGAUAGUAAUAAAAUUUAAAAAUACUGUCACUUCAUCCUUUGGCAGCCAUCCAUCCAGUCAUCUAUUACCAAGCGUGAAAUCCGUAAACGUGUACAAUGUGUAAGUGUCACUGGCUGUCAGUUUCCAUAGCGAUUUCAGUGUGUGUUACUAUAUGCAGUAUAUACCGAGCUGAUGUAGCUGUUUCGUCCUUUGUCUUCUCUGUGCUUUCUCUAGUCUGGGGCUGGCCACGGGGGUCAGGUGAGACCGCACCGGUCUCCCUGCCCUCUCCAUUCCCCUCUGCAGUCUUAGUGAACCAGUUGAGGUUAGUGGAUUUUGUGUGGUGGCCUUCCCAAAUGUAGUGUCACCUUUUUUGCUGCUUUUUUCUUUCCUCUGUACUCCCUUUCUUCUGUUCCUGCUAUUGCUUUGCUGUCGUGUAGUCUUACAGACCUCUCUUUCUCUCAGAGAAAAAAGACUCUUAACUAGCUCAAAGGUUUAUGGAGCCAUUUUUUGCCACUGAGGAAUUCUGGGAUUGCAGUUUCCAGCUUGCAUUUACUCUGAAAAAUUAUGACAAAAAAAGUAGCAUUUAGAUUUAACGACUAGACUGGAACCAUACAAGCCUCAGUUGCGAACACAUUCCCAGAGUCCCUUGUGCUUCUUGUAUGCAUUGGGUGUAUUUCAUUGGUUUCCACCAAACCUGUUGACUUCAAGGACCCUGCAACUCACAGGAAUUAAUAAAAAAAAAGUUCAUGGUAGUAUUUCAGGACAAUAAACAAUUUUAAAGAUUUCUAAAGAGAUGAAAAAAAAUAUUUCGCACUAUAAAUCUAUUUUUAUAGGUGUUUUGAAAUUGCAUGUUUACUAAGUUGACUGUUUGGUUUACUUGAUUUUGUUCGGUCCAGCAGCUUUGUCAAAGUUAAGUGUUUUUUAGUCUGUCCAGCAAAGGGAGGGGAUCCUUCGUCUUUUUAACCGAAUCAGGCUUUGCUCAUCAGGAAUAAAAAAAUGUCUGUGGUUUGUUUCUGUAAAGGUGUUGCUGUUAACUCAAACCCAGGUCGUGAAAUAAAUGUUUUUUGACAAAAAAAACGUUAAAAAAAAAAUGUCAGGGUGGAUUGUUACUUUACAGAACGGUUGCAGGAGGGCUUUGGUGUCACCAGAAUGGAAAAAGGGAUCCUAUAGCGUUCUAGAAUUUUCUACGUGGCAAAGCAAUGAGGGGAUUAUGGGGGUUGAGAGAGGGGGGCAGCUCCUAAAACAGACAUAGUGGGCCAGGAAAUACACCCAUAUGUUACAAACAGAGCAGCCGGACGAGCUGCUUCAAUGUUUUUCUGUGUUGUGUCAAAAAUGAUUGCUGGUGAUUUAAUCUUAAACUAAUCUCAGCUGCUGUCAGAUAAAUAGUGUUUAAAAAUGACAAUAUGAAAAAUCACUUCAUUACCUGUGACGAACUGUGUCUGUGUUUUUAACUAUUUCUUGUACAAUUAUACAGAUUCUUUUAUGAGGAACUUGGUGCCAAGUAGGAAAAAAACUAUGGGAGAAAAAGGGUUUCUCUUAGUCUCAAUGUUAACAGUGUUAUAAAUUCUAAAAAGCGAACAAAUUAAAAUAUUAAAAAAGAGAAAAAAAACUAUGGUACAUUUUUAUUUUAUUUUUUAUUUUUUUGUUUUCAGAGGAAAACAUGAACUAACUGAAGCUAACUUUGAGUGCCUGGCUUAUUUUUUGAGAAACAUCUUUUUUUGUUUUGUUUUUUCGUUUGUUUUUCAUUGACCAUAAAUAAUGCUGCAACUCAGAAUUGUACAUACUUCAUUUUACAACAGGGUUAUUUUAUACUUUUGUAGGUUUUCAUUCAGUUUCAAAAGAAACAUGUCAUACAUGGUUGUCUUUCUGUAACACGGUUUUUUACCAUCUUACAGGUGCCAUAUUCAUAAUAAACUUCUCUUGGAUUUGUCAAACUGGCAUCCUUUCUUUUGCAUUCAACCAUCCCAGGCAAACGCCACACACUCUUGUGACUGGCAAGAUUUUUCUUUCUUUCCUUCUUUCUUUACCUCUUGCUUUCCCUCCUUUCUGGUUUCAUUCUUUCCUUUUGCCUUCAAUUUAUUUAAGUAUUAUGCGUUUCAAGAGGAACUGUACGCCUCCUGAUUUUCCUGUGUCCAACGCCCUGCCUGUUGUUUUUUGGUUUUUGUUUGUUUUUGUAGUUGUUGCUCUUCCAUGGUGGGGGCAAACAUUGAGACAUAUGCUCUCU
This is a messenger RNA of Sardina pilchardus (European sardine), 6643 nucleotides long. Its product is annotated as neuronal PAS domain-containing protein 3. The transcript has 12 exons. NCBI's taxonomy places the organism in Eukaryota, Metazoa, Chordata, Actinopteri, Clupeiformes, Clupeidae. The coding region runs from base 1 to 2802 and encodes 933 amino acids. The record is from RefSeq and is a predicted model, not a curated record. Gene Ontology annotation, molecular function: protein dimerization activity; RNA polymerase II transcription regulatory region sequence-specific DNA binding; DNA-binding transcription factor activity, RNA polymerase II-specific. Gene Ontology annotation, biological process: regulation of transcription by RNA polymerase II.